Messenger RNA from Ochotona princeps (American pika), 1807 nucleotides. RefSeq names its product NKD inhibitor of WNT signaling pathway 1 (gene NKD1). Lineage: Eukaryota; Metazoa; Chordata; Mammalia; Lagomorpha; Ochotonidae. Gene Ontology annotation, cellular component: cytoplasm. Gene Ontology annotation, molecular function: calcium ion binding. The record is from RefSeq and is a predicted model, not a curated record. Gene Ontology annotation, biological process: negative regulation of Wnt signaling pathway. The transcript has 10 exons. The coding region runs from base 190 to 1617 and encodes 475 amino acids.
GCGCCCGGGCGUCAGUCGGGCCGCGGCGACGGCGGCAGGAACGCGUCCGGGCGCCCCGCCUCGGGCUCCGCUCGGCUCUGGGUGUGCUCCGGAGAAGGAGGGAGAGGGCGCGGCAAGGCGAGGCGAGGCACAGGGCCGGCGGGCCGGGCGCAUGGCUUAGGACGGCCCCGGCCGCCGCGCCCCCCCAGCAUGGGGAAACUUCACUCCAAGCCGGCCGCCGUGUGCAAGCGCAGGGAGAGUCCGGAAGGUGACAGCUUCGCCGUGAGCGCCGCCUGGGCUAGGAAGGGCAUCGAGGAGUGGAUCGGGAGGCAGCGUUGUCCAGGUGGUGUCUCAGCACCCCGACAGCUGCGGUUGGCAGGCACCGUUGGCCGAGGCACCCGGGAGCUCGUGGGCGAGGUUUUCAGAGAGACCCUCAGUGAGGAGGAAGAGGAGGACUUCCGGCUGGAAGUGGCCUUGCCCCCCGAGAAGACCGAGGCACUGGGCAGUGGAGAUGAGAAGAGGAUGGAGAAAGCCAGUGAACCUUGUCCGGGCUCCAAGAAGCAGCUCAAGUUUGAGGAGCUGCAGUGUGACGUGUCUGUGGAGGAGGACAGCCGGCAGGAGUGGACUUUCACGCUGUACGACUUUGACAACAACGGCAAGGUCACCCGUGAGGACAUCACCAGCUUGCUGCACACCAUCUAUGAGGUGGUUGACUCCUCUGUCAACCACUCCCCAACAUCCAGCAAGACACUACGGGUGAAACUCACCGUGGCCCCUGAUGGCAGCCAGAGCAAGAGGAGUGUCGUCCUCCAUCCAGCUGAGCUACAGAGUACCAGGCCAAGAGCGGAGACAAAGCCUGCUGAGGAGCUACGCAGCUGGGAGAAGCAACAGCGUGCCCCACUCAGAUUCCAGGGCGACAGCCGCCUGGAGCAGGCCGGUUGCUACCACCACUACGUGGAUGAAAACAUUGAGAGGAGAAACCACUACUUAGACCUCGCCGGAAUAGAGAACUACACGUCCCAGUUUGGGCCCGGCUCCCCUUCAGUGGCUCCGAAGUCAGAACUGCCCCCGCGCACCUCCAACCCCCCUCGAUCUCGCUCCCACGAGCCGGAAGCCGUGCACGUCCCACACCGCAAGCCCCAAGGUGCGGAGACGGGUUCCCUUCACCUCCUGGACACCCCCUUCACCAAGGUCUCAGAGCUCCAGCAGCGACUUCGGGGCACCCAGGAUGGGAGCAAGCACUUUGUGAGGUCCCCCAAGGCCCAGGGCAAGAGCACAGGGGUGGGCCAUGCGGCCAGGGGGCCAAGGAGCAAGCCCCUUCCAGGAGCCGCCUCCACCAUCACCACCAUGCCCACGGUGGCCCCCUCCACCCACCUGGCCAGCAGCCCUGCCCUCUUCCCCACUCUGGCACCUCUUGGGCCCAAGAAGCACAAGCACCGAAGCAAGGAGACGCAGCAGGGCUGCCGGGGCCUGCAGGCUCCCCUGGGUGCAGGCAGCAGCAUGGUGGGGCGGGAACAUGCCAGGGAGCUGCCCGCAGUGGUGGUGUACGAGAGCCAGGCUGGGCAGACGAUCCAGAGACACGAGCACCACCAUCACCACGAACACCACCACCACUACCACCACUUCUACCAGACCUAGAGCCCCGUACAGCCCUGCGGCCACCAUAUGAAGGACCCCGCCCCCAGCACUCCCAAGGCAUUAUUAUUCUAUUAAUUAUUGUUAUUAUGAUGGUUAUUGUUAUUAAUAAUUAUUGUUACUCCACUAAUAUUUAGCUAGCCUUCAUGUAGAAGAUAUAUGGAAACACAGAACUAAACUUUUAUUUAUAUGU